AUGGCGGAUUCCCAACAAAUCACCACUCUGGUGGAUCAAGUGGAGACUCUGGCUAAUGAAGUUGUUAGACUGAGAGGUGAAACCUCAUUCAUUCUUUUUGCCGUUGAAGUUACUCAUAUUGCCAUAGGUGAAUCGGAUGUCAGGAAGCUUCAUCACAAAUACGGCUACUAUUUGGACAAAUGCCUUUACAAAGAGGUCGCCUCGCUGUUCGCCGAUCAUCCAGACACAUAUGUCCAGUUCCUGAACGGCCGCUACCGAGGGAAGGAGGGAGUUCAUCGCCUUUACAUUGAGCGGUUCGCCAAAAGAUUCGUGGCCGGUCGCAACGGUCCGAUUGAUGGAUGGCUGCUAGAUCACCUCAUGGCACAAGACAUUAUUGAUUUCGAUCCACAGGCAGGAAGAGCGAAGGCUAGAAUCCGUGCCUUCAUGAGUGCAGGAACUCACGAGUCCAUGUCCCCGAACUUUCCUGGUGGCUAUCGACAGUGGUGGGAAGGCGGCCUGUACGAGAAUGAGUACAUUCUACAGGAUGGGGUGUGGAAAAUCCUUCGUCUUCGCUAUUUCCCAUUCUGGCACGGAUCUUUCGAGACAGGCUGGAAGGGAGCAAAAGAGUUCGUCCCCUUGUUCAAGGAGACGCAGCCGGCGGAUCCACUGGGCCCUGAUGAGAUAGUUGACGACUUUGUUCUUUGGCCUGACACUCGGGUGAUACCUUUCCACUACAAGCAUCCAACUACUGGCGAUGAAGUGGCCGAAGAGGACAUGAGAGCCCCUCACUGGCUAGAAGACGCUAGUACUGCCCCGCCGGCUCGGGUGAUCGCAGACUGGGGAUUCUGA
Molecule: messenger RNA, 828 nt
Organism: Penicillium lagena
Lineage: Eukaryota; Fungi; Ascomycota; Eurotiomycetes; Eurotiales; Aspergillaceae
Product: nuclear transport factor 2 family protein
Exons: 2
Coding region: 1-828 (275 amino acids)
Source: RefSeq, a predicted model, not a curated record